Molecule: messenger RNA, 2930 nt
Organism: Gadus chalcogrammus (walleye pollock)
Lineage: Eukaryota; Metazoa; Chordata; Actinopteri; Gadiformes; Gadidae
Gene: pcare2
Product: photoreceptor cilium actin regulator 2
Exons: 2
Coding region: 1-2391 (796 amino acids)
Source: RefSeq, a predicted model, not a curated record
AUGGACUCGCCGCCAUCGGGAGAAAUCGUGUGUCAGGAGAUUGUAGCCGAUUCCACGCCGGUGAAGACGGAGAAGAAAAAAAAGCCUAAAGGCGCUGAGAAGAGACCACAGACAGAGAAACAGAAGGCGGCGUCCUGUGGUACGAAGGUGGACCUGCCUCCGCACAUGGUGCGAGCCCACCAGGCGGCCUACGCCUACCUCAACCCCAACAUCGCCAAGUACAACACCCUGCUGGGCCUGCUGGACCAGGCCGCCCAGACACACCUCUCCCUGCAGCCCAUGAUGGGCAUCCUGGUGCAUCGCUUCGAGGAGAUCAACCAGGCUCUGGAGGAGAUGGCCGAGGAGGGUGAGCUGAUGAUGAGGGAACACGGUGACUAUAUGGCCUGGCCCGCGACCGGUAAGACCGCCGGCCCAUACGUCACGCCCGCCGUCGCGACCAACGUCCCUGACCCCCCUCCGGACCUCCUGCAGCAGCUGCUCCAGCACUCCACGGAGCAGAUGAAGCUGGUGGGAAGCUCCUUCCAGGCCAUGGGGAACGCCACCCUGGAGGAGAAGGUGGAUUACUUCGCCUCCCUCUCCAGGCUGCUUUCAGACAAGCUGCGCACCAAGCGGGUAGCGGAGGGACGGCUGGUGCAGGUGUUGCUGCACGUGGAGCAGGCGACCAUGAAGGGUUUCCACGGUGACGACAUCACCACGACCAGCGAGGACAGCGGCAUCGGCGGCGAGAACGAGUCCAUGGCAGGGUCGGAGAGGCACCGCUGCCGUCACCGUGGCGGCAGCACCGGCUCGGGGAGCUGCGGGUCUGUGGGAAAUGUCCGGGCCUUGCUCGACAGUCCGCCCAAUCCAUUCCAAAACCACUGGGGCCUUGAAGAUGAAGAGAUGGAAGAAGAAGAUGAGGAGGAGGAGGAAAAUGAAGAGGAGUAUGACAGGCCAGUGAGGAAGAGGUCCAACUCUUCGCCCCCGGAUCCCAGCCGACCGCUUGCCAACGUGGCCUCUGAACACCCUCAGAACAGGCGACCCCUGACCGCGUUGAGCUCCACCCAACCAAAACGCUGUGCAUCCGCCGGCGGUUCUGAGCCAAUCAAGGAGCUGCAACAGAGCCAAAGAGACUUGGACCUGCGGAUGAGGAACAGGAGAAGGGGCAGGGGAGAUGGUGGAUCUACUGAGCCUUACUGUAACUUGUCCAGGCGACAGCGACAGCGCUCUCUAAGUGGCUCCGGUGCCGAUAGGGGGGCCUUCCAGCUCCCUGAUGGACUACCAGUGGCAGGGUACGCCCCCCGUCCCCCAGGACGCAACUCUGUGAGGCGGCUGAUCAACACGUUCAGCCAAGGGGUGGACGGGCGGCCGGGUCAGCAACUGGCCAACAUCCCGCCUCACAUCAAGAGGCCCAGGAGGAGCGGUGCCCUCCUUCUGCCAGACAUAGGAACUGCAGACAAGAUCAGCAAUGGCAACAACAACAACAACAGCUGGCCAGACAGCAAGGACGACCUGGACGUGGACAGCCUACCGCCCCCCCCACCAGAGGUUCUGAUGGAUGACUCCUUCCAGAGCACCGGUCAGAAUCCCGGGAGACCCGUCACGUUCCCGAGGACCAGGCUGUCCCAGCGGCUGAGGGCUUCCGGGCAGAACGUCAGCGUGCUUCCAAACCGCGCCACCGUGAGUCAGAAUUCCGCCAAAUCCACUAAGGCCACCAAACCGGACCCAGAGCAAGACCUGGACGACGACUUGGAUCCAGAGAGAGCGACGUCCUCCACUCUGUACCAGCAGGCCCAGAAGAUAAUCCACCUGCGCAAUGUGGCCGGUUCCCCCACCAGGAGGCGCCAGCACCUCCGUCAGCUGGACGCAGUGCCUCCGCAUCACCACUGCACAGCAGCCCCCCUGCAUGAGACCGGGUUCACUCAGUGCACCCCGCCCGUGACAGCACCGCCAGUCUCCAGGGUACGCCUACCGCCAUCAUGUCCCUCUGUGCACCGCCGGUACCCCAGCUCCCCCCAGACGGCGGGGUUGUCCCGACCGAGCUCGCCCAGAAUGGGGGCCUCGUCAAGGCCGAGCUCCCCCAGGGCGGUGGUGGUGUCGGCUGCGGACAACAACGACAGCGAGGAGAUCGUUCCAAUGGUGGCCUUCAGCACCGCCCGCUCCAUCUUCUGUCAGAAGGAGAACCAGAGUGGACAUGAUUGGACCCCCUCCUCCAGCUCCACCCUGCCCAGACUCUGGGGAGACCCAGCCAGGGGCCGGCAGGCCGCACGGGGGGAGGCUGGACCAGGCUCCAGACGCACCCAAUCAGAACAGAGAUCCAGUGUCAAUAGCCAAUUAGGGAUGGACGCUAGAAGGACCAGCAGUCCUCCAGGGAGUGGAGGAGAGUGCCCUUUGGAUUUUGGUGCCUUUUCCUGAGUAUCCUAGAGAGCAUACACCUGUAUGCACACCCAUACGUGUCUACGUGUGUCUACGAGUCCUUGUGUAUGCCUGCGUGCAUGUCUGUAUGUGUUUGCGAGUGCGUGUGUUUGUGCUUGCAUGUGUGUAUGUGUGAGGGAGCGUUCAAAGAGAUUAUAGAUUAACAGUUCUUUGAAGUUAAAGUCCUUUCUCUUCCACUUAAGCCUCCUUCUUGACACAUGUCAGAGAAACACAGAAACCAACGUUUGAAUGGGUUAGGGUUAGUGAUUAUUCACCAUGUUUAACACACUGAAGAGACUGGAGAAAUUAAUCGAAUAACGUCCAUUUUAUUUGUUAUUCAACAUGAUAUAUACAAUUUUGUAACCGUAACUCUGGUUAACUUUGUUUAUUUGUGUGGUUUUGGGAUCAUGUUGAAGCCCCUCUCAGUUUUUUAUCAUCCCCUCCGGUUUGGACACAUUAGCUUGGAUUGUUUUGGUUUGUUUGUUUGUUGAUCGUUUUACUCUCUCACACAAUUAAAUAAAAACUAAGGAAAUAAAAUG